AUGUCUCAAGAAAGUGCAACGGUUCAUGAAAACAGCGAACCAAAUGAAUCAGGCAGCGAAUGUGAGAGCGUAGUGUGCAAACGAAGCCGAAAUGCAAUUUCAGAAGUGUGGACUUAUUUACAGCGAUCCAAGGAUAAAACGCGUGCAAAAUGUUUGUCUUGUGAAAAAGUAUACAAAACCAGCGGCAAUACCUCCAAUUUGUUGGACCAUUUAAAACGCACACAUCCUGGUUACAACAGAAUGUCGAAACCAAAUAAAAUAACUUCAUUUUUCAAUGCAUCAGAAACGUAUGACUCGCAUUCGGCUCGUAAAAAAGCACUUGACAGUGCACUAAUGAAAAUGAUUGCCAUAGAUUACCAGCCUUUCCGAAUCGUAGAAGACGAGGCUUUUUCCGCUUUCGUCAAGUUACUAGAUCCGCGCUAUGUGAUGCCUAGCAGAACCACGUUGCAGAAUGUAAUGUGCCACGAAUUAUAUGAUCAAUCAAAAGCAAAUCUUAAAAAUAUUCUUAUGAAAGUAAAUACUUGUGCUAUUUCUACGGAUGCAUGGACCUCUCGGGCAAACGAGAGUUACUUAACCGUAACCUGUCACUUCAUUGAAAAUUGUAGCUUAAGAAGCGCAGUAUUGUCUACCUACAAUCUUUUGGAGAGUACUAAUCAUUCGGCUGCCAAUAUUGCCGAGUCCUUGCGAAUUGUACUGACGGAGUGGGGCGUUUUAGAUAAAGUUUCGAAUGUUAUCACCGACAAUGCGUCAUCCAUGAUUAAAGCAUGCGAAUUGUUGCAAAAACGACAUCUUCCGUGCUUUGCUCACACAUUAAAUUUGGUUGUGCAAGAUGUGUUAGCUUUUGAAAAAGUCAAAAAUGUGAUAACGAAAUGCAAAUAG
Molecule: messenger RNA, 879 nt
Organism: Rhagoletis pomonella (apple maggot)
Lineage: Eukaryota; Metazoa; Arthropoda; Insecta; Diptera; Tephritidae
Product: zinc finger BED domain-containing protein 1-like
Exons: 2
Coding region: 1-879 (292 amino acids)
Molecular function (GO): DNA binding
Source: RefSeq, a predicted model, not a curated record